AUGUCCUCUAACACUGUUACUGCUGCCACCAGCCAAACCAACAACAACAACCACAACAAGAAGCAGAAGUUGUCUUCAACCUUGGAUCCUCUUCUCUAUGCUGACGACUUGGUCUGGGUCGACAAACUUCUUCCUUUUGUUGGCUUUGGACAGUACGCCUUUGUAGGAGCUGUCAACAAGAGGUUCAAUAAGCUGUACAAAGACUACUGUGCAGAAGAACUCAAGCAAAAUCCAAGGAAGGUAAAGAAUAACCAUCGACGCCCUGCAGAAAUCACGGACACUCUUUGCAGCGAAGUAUUCUGCAAUGUGCCACGUGCAGAGUACUGGUAUCAGGACAAUUCCCGCAACAAAAAACCCCGUCGGGAUCAUGUUUGCACUGCCAUUGCAAAAACUGGGAAUCUUGAUGUCAUGAAAUGGGCACAACAAAAAGAAUUCCCAUGGAACGAGGGGACGUGUGCUGCAGCUGCUGCUGAAGAUGGACAUUUGGAAUUGCUCCAGUGGUUACGAGAGAAUGGUUGUCCAUGGGAUGAAGAAACAUGCCACCUUGCUGCCCGAAAUGGCCAUUUGGGAGUGCUACAGUGGGCUCAUGAUAAUGGAUGUCCAUGGAAUGCUAAUACAUGCCGGUAUGCUGCUUCAAAUGGACAUUUGGAAGUGCUGAAGUGGGCUCGCGCAAAUGAAUGCCCUUGGAAUGAAGAAACAUGUCACCAUGCUGCCCAACAUGGCCAUUGGGAAGUUUUGAAAUGGGCCCACGCAAACGAGUGUCACUGGAAUGAGCAGACAUGCGCCUAUGCUGCUGAAGGGGGACAUUUGGAAAUCUUCAAAUGGCUGCAUGAAAAUGGUUGUCCAUGGAAUCUAUGGACAUGCGUGAGUGCUGCCCAACAUGGCCAUUUGGAGGUGCUGAAGUGGGCACGUGCAAACGGUUGUCCAUGGAAUGAAAGGACAUGUUGGACCGCUGCUCGACAUGGUCAACUUGCCGUUCUCAAGUGGGCCCGCGCAAAUGAAUGUCCAUGGGACGCAAAUACAUGCCGGAUUGCUGCCCAAAGAGGAAAACUGGAAAUCUUGAAGUUUGCUCAUGAGAAUGGUUGUCCAUGGGAUGCGCGGACAUGUGCGACUGCUGCCGAACAUGGCCAUUUGGAAGUUUUGAAGUGGGCCCGCAAAAAGGGCUGCCCGUGGGACGAACGGACAUGUUCCUAUGCUGCUCUAAGCGGCGCCCUGGAAAUAUUAGAGUGGGCUCGCGAGAAUCACUGUCCGUGGAAUUCACAGACAUGUAGGGCUGCUGCCCAAGGUGGUCACCUUAAUGUGCUCAAGUGGUGCCGCGAAAAGGGCUGUCCAUGGGACACAGAUACAUGCUAUUUUGCCGCUGCAAAUGGUCACAUCGAAGUGCUCAAGUGGGCUCGUGGAAAUGGUUGCCCCUGGCAUGCAGAAACAUGCCAGGCUGCCACAGGGGGGGGACACCUCAAUGUGAUCAAGUGGGCUCGUGCAAACGAUUGUCCUUGGGACGAGGGGACAUGUGUGUGGGCUGCAGGCAAUGGUCACCUUGAAGUGCUAAAGUGGGUUUGUGCAAACGGGUGCCCAUUUGGAUAUAGAACACACGAAGCUGCACAACGCAGACCCGCAGUGAUCCAGUGGUUACGCAGUCAACAACCCUAG
Molecule: messenger RNA, 1650 nt
Organism: Seminavis robusta
Lineage: Eukaryota; Bacillariophyta; Bacillariophyceae; Naviculales; Naviculaceae
Source: the annotation of a GenBank genome assembly